This is a messenger RNA of Limulus polyphemus (Atlantic horseshoe crab), 2059 nucleotides long. RefSeq names its product acetylcholine receptor subunit alpha-like. Gene Ontology annotation, molecular function: transmembrane signaling receptor activity; neurotransmitter receptor activity; extracellular ligand-gated monoatomic ion channel activity. Gene Ontology annotation, cellular component: membrane; synapse; neuron projection. The annotation marks the transcript as partial. NCBI's taxonomy places the organism in Eukaryota, Metazoa, Arthropoda, Merostomata, Xiphosura, Limulidae. Gene Ontology annotation, biological process: signal transduction; regulation of membrane potential; chemical synaptic transmission. The transcript is spliced from 5 exons. The record is from RefSeq and is a predicted model, not a curated record.
AACCUUAAGGAGCAGAUCAUGACAACAAACGUAUGGGUUCAACAGUUUUGGGAGGACUACAAACUCAGGUGGGAUCCGAAGGAAUAUGGCGGUGUGGAUAUGCUCCACGUGCCUUCUGACCAUAUAUGGAAACCUGACAUUGUUUUAUAUAAUAAUUUACAAGUGGACCUCCGACACGAAGAAGAGGUUCCUGGGGCUAAACUUGUAGAGAUUGGUAUCGAUCUCAGCGAUUUCUACUUGAGUGUGGAGUGGGACGUUCUGGAAGUCCCCGCCAUUCGAAACGAGAAGUAUUACACCUGCUGUGAGGAGCCUUACAUUGACAUCACCUUUAACAUCAGCAUGCGGCGGAAGACGUUGUUCUACACUGUCAACCUGAUCAUUCCCUGCAUGGGGAUUUCGUUCCUCACAGUAUUGGUGUUCUAUCUUCCUUCGGACAGCGGUCAGAAGGUUACACUGAGUAUUUCCAUCCUGUUGGCUCUGACACUGUUCUUCCUCCUGCUGGCAGAAAUCAUUCCUCCAACCUCACUCACUGUCCCAUUGUUAGGCAAGUACUUACUGUUCACUAUGAUACUCGUAACGCUUUCUAUAAUCGUGACGGUUGUGGUGCUCAAUGUUCAUUUUCGGACCAGUUCCACUCAUCGCAUGAAUCCCUGGGUGAAGCGUGUCUUCAUGCAGAUGUUGCCCCGACUUCUACUCAUGCGCAGGCCAUUGGAUUCGGCUCCCGAGCCUCGGAAGGUGAUGGUCCGUACCUGUAAUGGAACAGAGCUCAGAGACUUCAACUCUCAAAGUGAACCGUACAGUAGAAGGCAAAGCUUUGACGCUGAAUUCGGGCCCGAUAUUAACUACCCGGCGUGCAGAAUCCACGGGAGCGGGGGGCACAUGCACGCGGCAAUGUCCAGUCCCAUGACGUCCGAGCAAGCCAUGAUGCAGGAGCAUGAAAGAUGUCCAGGAAUGCGAAGGUUACACUUCUGUCCAGAAUUCGAGAGAGCAAUGGAAUCAGUACACUAUAUAGCCGACCAUACCAGAAGAUACGAAGAGCAUAUCAGUGUGAGGGAAGACUGGAAGUACGUGGCGAUGGUUCUUGACCGGCUGUUCCUCUGGAUAUUUACCAUCGCUGUCCUUGUGGGAACGUGUGGAAUUAUCUUACACGCACCAACCCUCUACGACAACCGAGAACCCGUCGAUGUGAAACUCUCCGAAGUUGCCAUGGCAACGAGACAUCAUCACCUACCCCGGUAAUAAAGAUAUGACGAGUCACUCCAAUUGAAUAUCGACAGGAAGCACUUAGGCCUUUGUUGAAGACAAGAAGCAUCCAGAAAAUAUAUGGCUAAAUGACAUAAGCAAAAUAUUGAAUUGUAACGACAAGUGUCAGCUGACGACUCCAAACAAGAUACAUACGACAAUGCUCAAAAAGUAUAUUUUGGUAACUAUGGUCCGUGUAAAGAACUAGAGUGAGUUUCUUGGGUAUUAAGAAGUUUAGUUUUGAAUACAAGGUUUUGCUGAAGUGAGUGUGUUAUGAUAAUAGAUAAAGUACAGAAUUUACAAAAUCUGUGUGUUAUGAAGGUAGGCAAAGCACAGAAUUGACAAAAUUUUUGUGUUGAUGGUUGUAUUUUUUUUUCGUGUUAUCUAGAAGUAGUAGUACUUGAACAAUGUAUUCCUGUAUAAAAAUUCUAAAGGCAUUGAAGCUAGUCUUAACAACCAUUACUUAGUAUAUUCAAAUCUUUUGUCAGGAUAUUACAGUUCUGUGGUUCUAUACACUUAAAUUUUUUUGUGCGUGUAUUACUUGUUUACAAAGAUCGACGUGAAAAGAUAACGAUAUUAAAGACUGAUGUGUUCUAUACGAAUAGUGGCAUUUACAAUUGUAAAAUUUAGAAAACUGUACAAAAUAUGUUAUUCAAUUUAAUGCUUUGCUUUUCCACAGAAGAGCACCAUCGUCUUAAGAACAAAACUCCUAAGGCUCCAUCUAGUAGUGAGAAAAUAAAAUAAAAAAAAAUGUAAUGAUGCGUUAAAGGAUAAUUUGUAUUCACUCUUUGUUUCUUAAUAAAAAUGCAAAAUAAUC